UUACAAACUAAUUUAUUAAGUAUUUACAUAAGCAACGUUUAUAAAAAGAGCGUGAGGGUUGUUUUACAUUCUUAUAAGAAAGGUUCAAAAAUAUCUAACAAAUUAUGGUUACUAGUUCAAGGAAUAUCAAAAUUAAUGAGCGCGAGGAAAUUAAAAUUGAUGUUCCUUGGGGUCAUUUAUCAGGCAUAUGGUAUGGAUCGAAGCUUAACAAGCCGCUACUGGCAUUGCAUGGAUGGCAGGACAACGCUUCUACAUUUGAUACUCUAACUCCUUUACUGCCAUCAAAUGUUAGUGUUUUGGCUAUAGAAUUUCCAGGACAUGGUUUUUCAUCUCCAAUACCAGCCGGAAUGUGUUAUCGCUCAGUUGAUUUUAUAUUUACUAUAAAAUUUGUGAUGAAUGCCUAUAAAUGGAAAACUAUAGCUUUGAUUGGACAUUCCCUUGGUUCGCAAGUUGCAUUCUAUUUCGCAGCACUUUUUCCUGAAAAAGUUGAAUUUUUAAUUCUAUUAGAUGCUUUUCAAACCAAGUUAAACCUAAUUAAUAAUUCGAUUGAUAUAAUGAGAUUUCAAGCCGAGAAGUUCUGGACAUUAUACUUGAAAAAUGAUUCUCAUAAGGAGCCGCCAAGUUACACUUAUGAAGAAUGUGUUGAUAAAUUACAUGAAGGAACUUAUAAAUCGGUUACUAAAGAUUGUGCAAAAUACCUUUUAAACAGAAACUUAAAAAAGUCUGAGCUAUUUCCAAAUAAAUAUUAUUUUAUCAGAGACGGACGCUUAAAAUAUAAUGAAAUGUUUAACUAUUCAGAAGAUGUUGGAAAAGAAAUGGCACGAAGAAUAACAUCACCAUUUCUGUUACUUAAAGCGCAUGAUGAAGGCACAAGUUACCAUGAAGAAAAAAAAUUUAUAUAUGGUGCUGUUGAAUUAUUGCGAAAAUCUAAUUCAGAUUUUUCAUUUAAUAUAGUUUCCGGAACGCAUCACGUGCAUUUGUGUGAACCUGAAAAGGUUGCUAAAAUUGUUAAUCCCUUUUUAGAUAAAUAUUACUCGCGUUAUAGCCAAUGGAUUAAAAAUAAAUUAUGAAUGUAUCUUGUAAAAAAAAGUGUACUUAGUAUUUUUUGAGGAAUUAUUAAAGAUUUUAAAUCA
Condylostylus longicornis is the source of this 1133-nucleotide messenger RNA. Its product is annotated as probable serine hydrolase. Lineage: Eukaryota; Metazoa; Arthropoda; Insecta; Diptera; Dolichopodidae. The record is from RefSeq and is a predicted model, not a curated record. The transcript has 3 exons. Bases 105 to 1070 code for a protein of 321 amino acids.